Molecule: messenger RNA, 267 nt
Organism: Balaenoptera ricei (Rice's whale)
Lineage: Eukaryota; Metazoa; Chordata; Mammalia; Artiodactyla; Balaenopteridae
Product: ATP synthase subunit f, mitochondrial-like
Exons: 1
Coding region: 1-267 (88 amino acids)
Biological process (GO): proton motive force-driven mitochondrial ATP synthesis
Molecular function (GO): proton-transporting ATP synthase activity, rotational mechanism
Source: RefSeq, a predicted model, not a curated record
AUGACAUCAGUUGUACCACUGAAGGAGAAGAAGCUCCUGGAUGUCAAAUUAAAGGAGCUGCCUAGCUGGAUAAUAAUGUGGGGUUUCAUCCCUAAAGGCAUUGCUGGAGCGUUUCAAAGAGGUUAUUACUGGUAUUACAACAAGUAUUUCAAUGUGAAGAAAGCGAGCAUCGCUGGGCUUUCUAUGGUGCUGGCAGCUUAUGUGAUUUUCAACUACUGCUGUUCUUACAAGGAACUUGAACAUGAGCAGCCACGUGAGUACCACUGA